This is a messenger RNA of Periophthalmus magnuspinnatus, 1795 nucleotides long. RefSeq names its product C1q-related factor (gene c1ql1l2). Gene Ontology annotation, molecular function: protein binding. Bases 441 to 1229 code for a protein of 262 amino acids. Lineage: Eukaryota; Metazoa; Chordata; Actinopteri; Gobiiformes; Gobiidae. The transcript is spliced from 2 exons. The record is from RefSeq and is a predicted model, not a curated record.
CACACCUCCACACGCGCUCUGACAGGGAUCCGGUGGCUGCUACUUUCUCACCACUCUUUCUCUCUCCCUGUCUGUCUCUCGCCCUGCUCCUCUGGGCUCGGCUGCAUCCUUCUUCUUUCUUCUUCUCACAAGUCCGUUUGCUUUGAAUGCCUCCACUUGUACUUCUCCUCCUCCGCGCUGACUGACUGUACUUUUGACUGAACUCAGAAGGAGGACUCCAGCCGUCAGAGCCGUGCAUGUUGUUUUCUUUGUCACUUUCACUCAACGUCACUCUUUUUCAACUUCUUGUCGGGAUCCGCGGGUCCCCUCUCCUCCUGGUGGCAGGGUCCCCACUUUAACCCGUCACCAUUUCCGCUCCCGGGAGAGCCACGCUGGCAGCGCAGCCCCUUCCCCGACUCAGCAUCGGGAGGAAGACCCUGGUGGCGGCUGCUGUGGGGGUUAUGCUGGUCCUGGUGCUGGUGGUGCUUAUCCCAGUGCUUGUGAGCUCCGUGAGCACUGACGCGGGACACUACGAGAUGCUGGGCACCUGCCGCAUGGUGUGUGACCCCUUCAUGAACAAGGGCACUCCCCCCAGCUCCACCACCUCCACUGGGCUGCAGGCCGAGGCUGAGGCUCUCAGCGACAACAGUAACGUGCUCCCGCCCUCCACUCUGCUGCAGGGGCCACAGGGCAAGCCCGGGCGGCCGGGGAAACCAGGACCCCCAGGACCUCCCGGAGAGCCCGGCCCGCCGGGACCAGCUGGGCCGCCGGGCGACAGAGGAGAGUUGGGCAGGACAGGGAUCUUGGGGCUGGGGGGUAACGGAGCUAUCAGCACGGCCACCUACAACACCAUCCCACGGGUGGCCUUUUACGCUGGACUUAAAAACCCACACGAAGGCUACGAGAUUCUCAAGUUUGACGAUGUGGUCACAAACCUGGGCAACAACUAUGACGGAGUGUCCGGCAAGUUCAUCUGCUCCAUCCCAGGCACUUACUUCUUCAUCUACCACGUCCUGAUGAGAGGGGGCGACGGCACCAGCAUGUGGGCCGAUCUCUGCAAGAACGGACAGGUCCGAGCCAGCGCCAUCGCUCAGGACGCAGACCAGAACUACGACUACGCCUCCAACAGCGUCAUCCUGCACCUGGACGCCGGGGACGAGGUCUACAUCAAACUGGACGGAGGCAAAGCUCACGGAGGCAACAACAACAAGUACAGCACCUUCUCUGGCUUCAUCCUGUACGCAGACUAAGGACUGCACACUCCGGGACACGCCUCACGCUAAGACAGAACUGUGAAGUGUUUCGGGACAGUUCCAAAAUUCCUCCCCCCGAACUCUUCCCCCCAACCAACCAACCGCCCCCAUUGUCACUGCUUCAUUUCCAUCAAAUCGAUUGUGGAGGCUACAGAUGGAAACAUGGGGAAGCUGUUGUUCGGACACUGGCGUUGAGUUAGAAAUUAAGAUUAUUUUUUUUUAUAUUGUUUCUGGGGUGAGUUGUGACAUCUCCUUUGCCUCAUUGCACAGAAUUGUCAACAAAAGCUACUUAAAACCUGCACAAGCUGAAAGUGGACAUUGUCACUUCAAACGGACUAUAAUGGUAGUGUUGUCCCAAGUCUGUGAGCCUUCUUCCUUAUAGAUCAUCAUUAUUAUUUUCGAUACAUAUUACCAGAGUUUUAAAAAGAGAAUAUAUUCGUCCCCUAUUUGUGAAAAUAAAUAUUAUGUCAAAUGUUAUGUGUGAGACAGAGACAGGGAUUUCACUGUUAGCAGCAUUGGAUGUUUUUCCCAUUGUUUUGAAUGCAAAGUCUAUUCAGCACUGU